AUGGAGGACGUCGCAGCUAAGGAUUUUAAGGCUCACGGCGACCACGACGAUAGCAAUCGCAUCCACAAAAUCCGCGUCACCCUGACCUCGAUGAACCUCAAGGCCAUCGAAAAGGCGUGCAAGGAGCUCAUCAACGGUGCCAAGGAGAAGGACCUCAGGGUUAUGGGCCCCGUCAGGAUGCCCGUCAGGACCCUUCGUAUUACGACCCGCAAAUCGCCCGUCGGUGAAGGUACCAACACCUGGGACAGGUUCCAGGCCCGCGUGUACAAGCGCGUCAUCAGCCUCCACUCGUCCAGCGAGGUUGUCUGCCAGAUUACCUCGUUCCCUCUGGACCCCGGGGUCGAUGUAGAGGUUACCAUCUAA
This is a messenger RNA of Babesia bigemina, 363 nucleotides long. RefSeq names its product 40S ribosomal protein S20, putative. Gene Ontology annotation, biological process: translation. The transcript has 3 exons. The coding region runs from base 1 to 363 and encodes 120 amino acids. The record is from RefSeq and is a predicted model, not a curated record. Gene Ontology annotation, cellular component: cytosolic small ribosomal subunit; ribosome. NCBI's taxonomy places the organism in Eukaryota, Apicomplexa, Aconoidasida, Piroplasmida, Babesiidae. Gene Ontology annotation, molecular function: structural constituent of ribosome.